Messenger RNA from Penicillium lagena, 807 nucleotides. RefSeq lists its product as uncharacterized. Bases 1 to 807 code for a protein of 268 amino acids. NCBI's taxonomy places the organism in Eukaryota, Fungi, Ascomycota, Eurotiomycetes, Eurotiales, Aspergillaceae. The transcript has a single exon. The record is from RefSeq and is a predicted model, not a curated record.
AUGUCGCUGAGCAUGCAGGGUUCCGGAAGAGAGUCCUGGGAAAGCUCUCCGUGUAUGGACAUGCGCGAUCGCUGCUCGCGCGAGCCAGCCGCCCAUCCCAGUAAGAGAUCCCACCCCCUGCGGUCCCGAUUGUCCCGCCUUUCGCACCGGGUGCGCCACGGCCUGAGUUCUGAGAAGUUUUGCCCUGGUCCAGGAUCUAUCGAGCAGGAUGCUGAACGCUCCUCGGACAGGCGUGCCCUCGAGGAUGCCCUCCUCAACAACCCAGAGGCCCAGUCUGUCCUGCAGGAAGGCGAGUUUGGCCGCGUGGAUCCUACGGGCUGGUUCCCCCACUACAAGCGCUGCGUGCAGUUUUUCGUCACAACCAGUCAGCAUUCACCCAUAGUUCAGUCCAUUGCUGCGUUCAUCAACAUCCGACUGCCCUGUCACCAGGACAUGGGCCUUGUAGUUGCCGGUGCACAUCCCCGUCCCGCCGCACCGGCGCCGUUUGUUUCUCUCAGGCCGUAUAUUAGGCGCCUGAUUGUCACCGCACAAGACUCGCCUGCUGUUCUACAAUCUUUCUUCGGGGAUGGUUGGGAGGCCGGCGUGGGCUGCAUUUACAAGCAAGAGCGAGUGAACUUCCUCUUCACGGCCAAGAGCAGCGGGUGGGCCUCGACCAAGGCAGCCUACGACAUCUUGCCUGAUGAGCAAGCACCCUUCCUACGUCCACUGCGGGACCCGUCGGAAGAUGAGAUCAGGGCAGCCGAGGCGCGGUGGAGUGAAUGGCUGGCAAUGGAGGAUUGGAUGGUGGGGGCGCGCAGUCCCUGGUAG